Messenger RNA from Solea senegalensis (Senegalese sole), 1736 nucleotides. RefSeq names its product homeobox B2a (gene hoxb2a). Gene Ontology annotation, biological process: regulation of DNA-templated transcription. The transcript is spliced from 2 exons. Bases 101 to 1450 code for a protein of 449 amino acids. The record is from RefSeq and is a predicted model, not a curated record. Gene Ontology annotation, molecular function: DNA binding; DNA-binding transcription factor activity, RNA polymerase II-specific. Lineage: Eukaryota; Metazoa; Chordata; Actinopteri; Pleuronectiformes; Soleidae.
UGUAUGUGUCUUGUUUUUGUGUUUUGUUUUUUUUUUAUUUUUGGGUAAGGGAUUGUUGUGGGGUCUCGCCGUUUGAGGGUGAAACCGGUUUGAGGGAGCUAUGAAUUUUGAAUUCGAGAGGGAGAUCGGUUUUAUAAACAGCCAGCCAUCCCUAGCAGAGUGCCUGACGUCCUUCCCCGCCGCCCUGGAGUCAUUUCAAACUUCAUCAAUCAAGGAGUCGACAGUAAUUCCGCCUCCCUUCGAGCACACCAUCCCCAGCCUCAGCCCCUGCACAGCCAGCCAGCCGAGACCGGCAGCGAGGAGCCAGCAGAACCGGAGAAGCUCCGCUACUAAUGGCCUCCAGACGCACCACCGAGGUGCCCAGCAGCCCGGACCGCUGGGGCAGGCCCCUGCCCCGGUCACGGCGACCCCGGCCGGUCCGAUGGCGCACGAGUUCCCCUGGAUGAAGGAGAAGAAAUCCUCCAAGAAGUGUCCCAAGCCUGGAGGCAGUUCCAGCAGUGGUGGAUCCAUCAUCCCGCCCGCCUCGUCUUCCCCUUCCCCGACUGCCUCCGGGUACGCUUCGGCGGGCAUCGAGUCACCCACAGACCCGAGUCAGGCGGCUCUGGAUGCUGGAGGAGCCGGGUCCCGCCGCCUGCGCACCGCGUACACGAACACGCAGCUGUUGGAGCUGGAGAAAGAGUUCCACUUCAACAAGUAUCUCUGUCGGCCCAGGAGAGUGGAGAUUGCUGCGCUUUUGGAUCUGACCGAGCGUCAGGUCAAGGUCUGGUUCCAGAACCGGCGGAUGAAACACAAGCGCCAGACGCACCACAAAGACGGCGGUGGAGGUGGAAGUGGAGGAGGCCACGAAUCCAGCGACCCGGGCGGAUUUGAGCCGCUCGAAGGCGCCGAUGCCUCGUCUCCAUAUUCGAGCCAGCCACUGGAGGCAUCUGGAACCGGGGAGGCAACACUGGAGGGGGAGAGGGUCAGCGGUGAUCCAUCUUCGGCCGCCGCCUACGCCAGUGACAGCGGGGACAAUGCGCAGCCCACGCCGGAGGAGGGAGGCCGACUGAGCCGCCCUGAACUCCCACAGCUGCCCGCGGAAUCCGGCACAUCUGACGUCGCUGCAUCCCCGCAUUCGUUCCCCAACACGAACUCCGCCGACAACCCGGGCCUAGUGGAGGCUGGGCCCGCAGCAGCAACAGCGGUAGCGGACUCUUCAUUCUCGGAGCAGCGGGACAUCUCCAUCACCUCCAGCGCCUCCUCUGCUGCUGCUCCUGCUGCUCCUGCCGCCGCCUCAUCGUCGUCAUCCUCCUCCUCCGCGCUCCCCGACCUCACCUUCUUCGCCGGGGACGCGUGUUUGUCUCCCAGCCUGCAGAGCUCACUGGACAGCCCGGUGGAUUUCUCCGAGGAGGACUUCGACCUGUUCACAAGCACACUGUGCACCAUAGACCUGCAGCACCUCAACUUCUGAGGGCAAACGUGACAAAUAGAACUGAAAUAUUACAAAUUCAAACUUAAAAAUAAAAACAAAAAAAGGAGAGUGUGGACGGUCCGGCCUGUGUGGAUGAACAAUCGGGCGGCGGCGGAGACGAGGACUCUUGUUUUAUAAAUUAAAAAAGCUUCUCGGCAACAUUCCUGACACAAUUCUGAAUGACAAUUAUGUGCGUUUUGAAUUAUACUUUCUGCGGAUAUGAUGUAGAUUUAAAGAUGCAUUAUUAUUUUCCUUUUCGUUUAAAAUAUAAACAUCGAAGGAGUUU